AUGGUCAAGAAUCUCCUCACGACCCUUUUAAAUACUGUUUACUUUCCGGAAGUGGCUUUGUUGCCAGACAAUACUAUCAUCAAGAAUUCUUCAGUCUCCGACGUGACACUUGAGCAUCUCGUUGACCAAUUUGAUCGGGAAGAACAAAAGAUUCUUUUCGGGCUAUAUACUCAAUUUAAUUCGACACUGGUCCCACGUUAUUUCCGCCCUGUUGUCGAGCUCGUUUUCGAUUUCGUGGAGGAUCAUGAUCGAGAGUUGUGGUUCGAGGGGAUACUCAGAUCACUAGAAGCAUUAACCCCACGUGCUCGCACCGAAGCGACUGUCCUCCUUAACAACCCCGAGGCGAGUUGGACUGAGGUAGAGGCUGCCGAAGAGGAGGAUCGAGCCUUGAGUGCUGAGGUCGAGGCCAUAAUACUAAAGACCCCUCAAUUAUUGGUGAGUCACUUCAAGAAGGUUCCAUCGUCGCACGCUGACUGGAGAAAAGAGGAAAUGUGGCGAGUUAGUUCGAACUCAAGCAAGAGACGACAACCAAGAUACAAGCUUAUUCGACACGACUAUGAAGGUCUUGAACCGUUCUCAGUCCAGUCUACAGACCAUAGACUGGAUUAG
This is a messenger RNA of Exophiala bonariae, 609 nucleotides long. RefSeq lists its product as uncharacterized. The transcript has a single exon. NCBI's taxonomy places the organism in Eukaryota, Fungi, Ascomycota, Eurotiomycetes, Chaetothyriales, Herpotrichiellaceae. Bases 1 to 609 code for a protein of 202 amino acids. The record is from RefSeq and is a predicted model, not a curated record.